Messenger RNA from Anolis carolinensis (green anole), 3450 nucleotides. RefSeq names its product EEF1A lysine methyltransferase 3 (gene eef1akmt3). Gene Ontology annotation, cellular component: cytoplasm; cytosol. The transcript is spliced from 3 exons. Gene Ontology annotation, biological process: peptidyl-lysine methylation. NCBI's taxonomy places the organism in Eukaryota, Metazoa, Chordata, Lepidosauria, Squamata, Anolidae. The coding region runs from base 21 to 716 and encodes 231 amino acids. The record is from RefSeq and is a predicted model, not a curated record. Gene Ontology annotation, molecular function: protein-lysine N-methyltransferase activity.
CCCGCCCACGGCCUGGCAAGAUGGCGGCGCCCAGGAGCGCGGGCGAGGCAGUGGAAGCGGGCUUGGAGUCGGUGUUCCCUCAGGAGCUGGCUCUGUUCGCGGAGGCCUUCCCGGCGGAGGCGCGCUACCGGCUCUGCGGGCACGAGCUGAGUAUCGCCCAGCAUCACGGGGGGCGCCUGGGGGUGGCUGCCCCCGUUUGGGAAGCGGCUUUAACACUCUGUGAAUAUUUUGAGGCCGAGAAGCUAAACUUUUGGGGCAAGAAGGUUAUAGAACUAGGUGCUGGGACAGGAGUGGUGGGCAUCAUGGCUUCUCUCCUAGGAGGUGAUGUGACCAUCACAGAUCUUCCUGUGGCCUUGAAGCAGAUAGAGGAGAAUGUCCACCGGAACCUACCUGUGAAGUGCUUGGGUCGAACCAGAGUUUGUGCUCUGUCAUGGGGUGUGGACCACACCAUGUUCCCUCAAAAUUAUGACUUCAUUUUGGGUGCAGACAUAGUCUAUCUCAAGGACAUGUUCCCCUUGUUGAUCAGAACGCUCCAGCACCUAUCUGGUGCACAGUCCACUAUCUAUCUGUCUUCCAAAAUGAGGCAAGAACAUAGUACUGCAUUGUUCUUUGAGACUCUGCUCCCCAUGCACUUCACCUCAGAACUGGCCUUCAGAGAUGAGACUGAAAACAUUAACAUCUACAAAGUGACCAGCAAAAGUCAUACAGGACAAUGAGUUUGCCAGUUCACCAUAGACAAUGUGGCAAAACACUACCCUUUCCACAUUUUUUUUUAAAAAUGAAGAUCCAGAAAUGUUACUGAGUGAGCCACCAGUUCAUGGGAGUUGCUCUUGAAGGUUUCUGCUCACCAGAUAAUAGUAAUUUUUCUAAUAGUGACUGUCCAAGUUGACUCUUGCAGUAAAAUAAAUUCCCUAGUCCAGGGGUCCCCAAACUAAGGCCUGGGGGCCACAUGCGGCCCAUUGAAGCCAUUUAUCUGGCCCCUGUGGCGGUGGCUCCCUCCUCCUCCACCGAGGAAGGCGUGUGCGGCGCCUCCUCCCUCACCUGGUGCACACUUUCCAAAGCUUUGCUUGUUUAUAAUGGUAUUUUAAUUAUUAUUUAAUUAAUAAUUAAUUAAUUAUUAAGGGGUGCUUUGCUAGUGCUUUUGGUGCACAAAGGCAGAAGGGGGUUGGACUAAAUGGCCCAAGCGGACUCUUCCAAUCACCUUCUAUUAUUAUUAUUAUUAUUAUUAUUAUUAUUAUUAUUAUUAUUAUUGACACAAAGACACAGUAUAACACAGCAAACAAGAUAUAUAUGCUGGAUUUCAUAUCACAAAUUCACAAGCUGAACACUUCCUAAGCAUUUAGGACUGUGUGAUGUAUUAUUGUUACUAUUAUUAAUAACAUUGAGGCUGGGUGGCCAUCUGUCAGGGGUGCUUUGCUUAUGCUUUUGGUGCACAAAGGUAGAAGGGGGUUACACUAAAUGGCCCAAGGGGUCUCUUCCAACCCUCUUUAUUAUUUUUAUUAUGAUUAUGAUUAACACUGAGGCUGUAUUUGUUCCCGUUCGUUUCUUUUUGCUUCAAAAUUAGAGAUGUGCAGUGUGCAUAGGAAUUUGUUUAUAGUUUUUUUUCAACUGUAGUUCAAUUGUAGGGACCAUGAACUAGCCUCCUGUUUAAAAAGUUUGGGGACCCCUGCCCUAGUCACUGCAAGAGAAAGGAACAUUGUGUCUCAGAAGUGGCAAAGCUGAUGGAUGUGUGCUCAGUGUUUUUUACCAUCUCAAACCGCCACCAACACAGCAAACUUGCAGAUACAGACCAAUUUAUGGAAUGAGGUUACUGAAUAUUUCAAAUAAUUACAGAUAAUGUUCAGAAGAAAGGAUUAAGAGAAAAGUGUAACAAGUUCUAAAAAUAUACAAAGAGUAAAAGGAUACCAAAUGUCCAGUGGCUGCAUAGGUUAUAACUAGCCGCUCUUGUUAGAGACAAUCUUGAACUCUUUUGUCCAGUGUUUGUUUACAAAGCUCUCAGGUAAUUAUGAAAUUCUCAAGUAAUUGGGACCAUAGACAGUAAAAUCCACAAAAUGGGGGUAAAUCAUUGGGCCAAAUACAAAUCACAAAACUCAUCGCACUUUAUAGUUGCUCCAGUAAAUUUAUCCAUUUUGUGGAUUUGGAAUUUAUUUUAUUUCUCUACGUAGUCAACAAGUAUCUGUUGGGGUUUGGUUCUAGGACCCUGCUCAAGUUCCAUUAUAUACAAUGGUGUAUAUAAAUGGCAUAUUUGAUUUUUAAAAAGUAAAUGACAUAAGUGCUGGAGAGAGUGAGGAUCUGUAAAAUGUCAGGAAGUUAUAAUGGUAUGCUUUUGGAGUAUUUUUCUGCAUAUUUAUCCAUAUGUAGAAAAGUUGUGGAUAUGGGAGGCUGAGGUUGUAUGUUAAAGAACAGUAAAAUAUCAAAACAAAACAACUUGAUUAGAUAGGCCUUGCAAUCUCUUCCAGCUCAGUUAUUCUAACUGUUUGCCUACUGUGAAGAAAAUAGCUUCAGCUCCACUGAUACCAGGUGUUGCAGGGUGUGUACCAUAUUGUGGAAUGAUUUAUUUUCAUGGAAAUAUUUGAAAGUAAUAUUUUUGAGGCAUCAAGGGAAGAACAUGUGUGCUAGCACGUGGUUCUUGCUCAUGUCCCUGGGACCAGGGCUUUUUUUGCUGCUCUUAGUGGAAUUUGUCAAACCAAUGAGGUUGCCUCUGAUACAGCAGAUGGGAAAUGUAGCUUCUGGGGCCCAAAUCCAUAUUCCCUAAAGCUUUUGAAAGCCCUCAUGUUCCCCGCCUCCAUUAAAAAAAAUGUUUGGGCAAUUUUAUAGGCUAAAACCAAAAGCACUAGUUGCAUUGGGAAACCAUUUAGCAGACCCUGGGCCCCUGGCAUCUCUGCAAUCGCUCAGCCCUGCUCUAAUGCUUGUCCUCUGCUUUUUAAAAAAAAAAGAUGCCAAAAAUAAGGAAGCACAAUGAACUGUUACCCAAGUUCACAAAAAGACACCAUGAUGCCUUUUCUCCCUUUGAGAGAUGCUUUUUAUACAUUCUAGUGUAAUAGUUUUUGUAAGCUCAGCACUAAACUGUAUACCUAUGCAUUUCUUUUUUUACUAUAAGGUAUCGUCCCAUUCUUUUAGACAUCUACGUUUCUGUUCACUAUGUUUGAUAUCUAAAAAUAACUGCAUGCGAAUGUCCCAAGUGCCGUUUUAUUCAACAUGUUCAUUACAAAAACCAUUGCAAGUACUGUUUAUACUGUGUCUCGUUUUUUUCUCAUUGUAAUUGCUUGGAAAACUACCCUAGCAUCCAUAGUUUUAAAAUAAUAUUGGGACUGUAUGACACAACUGGUUAGAGGACAAAAAGUGUUUUAUUACUUGAGAUCCUUCACUGACUGUACUUCCAUUGACCAGUUGUUUAAGUAUGUAUAUUACUAAACAACUAUGUAGUAUUUUUAAAAUUCUCAAAUAUGA